This is a messenger RNA of Vanessa atalanta (red admiral), 9165 nucleotides long. It is a transcript of the gene sick, whose product is annotated as protein sickie. Gene Ontology annotation, molecular function: ATP hydrolysis activity; protein binding. The coding region runs from base 1 to 8136 and encodes 2711 amino acids. The transcript is spliced from 33 exons. Gene Ontology annotation, biological process: neurogenesis; nervous system development. The record is from RefSeq and is a predicted model, not a curated record. NCBI's taxonomy places the organism in Eukaryota, Metazoa, Arthropoda, Insecta, Lepidoptera, Nymphalidae.
AUGACUAGCCCGAGACGUUCUAAAAAAAGUGGCCCAUGUGUAAUCCAACACUUGGAUUGGGAUUCCCCCUCAGCUGCAACUGGGACGGUCAAACGGAGGAGAUCGUCUUGUCCGGAAAAUUCUUCAAAGAAACAUCUAUUAAAAGAUGAGGGAAUAUUCGAAGUUCAAACGCCAUCGGAUUCUGGUAGUGGCACGUCAAGGAGUCUUGAUGAGACUGACAAGUCAGAUUCCCUUCUGGAGGUAGAGGAAAGGAUAUCGUGUAUUAUAAAUGAAAAUAGAUCUUCUCAAAGCAAUUCCGAAUCAAGUGAUGUAGAUAUAAUUAUUGAUAGUUUAUUGGAAAAUCCCGUCGAAGAAGAAUUGUUUGCUCAGAGUGAUUUAUCUAAAUGUGAUCGUAGUAAAACUUUUAUAAAGCCACAAGAUGGUUUAUUAGAUAGGCAUUUUUUACAAUCGGUAGAGACAAUACAAAAGACUAAAGAGAAGAGAGUAAAAACUCCAUUGCCUAUUAAGAAGCUCAAUAAGUCUUUAGAUAUUGUUAAAAAUACCAAGGCAACAAAUGUAAAUAGAUUAAAUGAUAAAUCAAGUGUUCUUCCUGUAUAUAAGAGCACUGUUCGCGAUAGUGAUGUAGAACUAAGUGGUAAUCAAAAGAAAAAAACUUCAAAAUUAAAGUUACCAUUUUCUCCAGUAAAAGCAAUGGAUAAACCAAAGUUCUUUCACAAUAAAACCACUUCACAAGAACCCAAGCCUUCACCAUUGUUGUCGUCUCCGGUUAGAAGAACAAUAUCCAACGAGUACGUUCGAUUGAAAUUUGGCAACGACACAGUUGUGAGACGUACUAUAGAUGGGAAAUCAAUACAGAAAAUCACUCCGAAAAUUCAAUCAAUUAUACCCGAAAGUCCAAUUGAUAACGAGGAUCCGUUUUUGAAUUUAAGUCCCAAUAAAAAGUAUACGGUUACCGUCAAUAAUAAAGUAAGGUGCGAUAAGGACAAUUAUGUAAUAUUCGACCCAAACACUGGCUUUAAACCAGAGGAGACACCUAAACAAUCACGAGCACCUUCAAAAACUGGUGAAAAAUCAAGGAUUCCCUUAAAAUCUCCUAGUGGUGAAAAGGCUUUAGUAACACGGAAAUCAGUGAAUGUUAGUGACACAGACAGUGGUAUUUUGUCCCCUAAUUCUCCUGGUGAGACAAGUGAAAAAGUGCCUACGUAUUAUGUGAACGCUGCAGUUUUUAGUGAAACAGCCAAGAAAUCUACCUCAGACUUGGACAUCAAAAUUCUUGAUCCUGUAGUCGCGAAAAAGGCAACUGAACAAAUAAGGAUUUACACGGACUGGGCGAACCAUUACCUGGAACGGGCGCGAUCUCGGCGCCGAGCGGGUACUUCGGGCGGUGGUCUUGCUCGCGAUUGUGCUGAUGGAUUAUUACUAGCUGACGUGCUAGAAGGCGUCACAGGGCUGAAGGUGCCGAGGGUACAUCGCAAGCCCCGGAAUCCUCAACAAAUGUUGGAGAACGUCCAGUGCUGUUUAGACUUUCUACACGCACAAAAAGUCCAAGGAUUAGAACAAGUAACAGCUGUUGAUAUUCGGGACGCCAAACUAAAAGCAGUUCUAGCGUUAUUUUUUGCACUAAGCCGACACAAGCAAGCGUCGAAACAGCGCACAGUGCCACCUUGCGGCAAUGCCACAAACUCGGGCAAGAGUUUAUGCGAAGACGUUCCAGUUUUAAGUUCCGUCCAGAGGAUAACAGGUGGCAGCAGUUGCGAUGAAAUACUAACAGCUUGUGGGAACAACGUCGAAAUGACGACGUUAACAGCGAAUAGGCAAGUGUCAGUGCUGCAGACGUCGAUACCGCUACCGGCGUCAGCGGCGGCAGUGAGGCGCGCUCCGCCAGACAAGCGACCUCUACCGGCCACCCCAGUGCACGGCAAAAGUGGUCUCUCGGCGAGCUCUAGUCGAUCAACAAGUCCUCUUGGUCAAGGAGCAGUCAGUUUUAUACCGCGAGCACCAGCCUCUUCAUCUGGAUCAAGGCCAAACUCGUCACUUCUUGCACCCGGUAGUAAAAUUCCAUCAAGUUUAUCUCAGCCCCAACAACACGCGCAAACUGGCAACAGUCAAAAUGGCACCCCCACAAAGCAGUCAAUGCUUGAUAAGUUAAAACUAUUCAAACAAGACAAAAUAAGUAGUGAGAAACAGAAUAAUAAAAGUACCGCAGUAUCUAAACGCACUAGUUCGUCCAGUGGGUUUUCUUCAGCAAAGAGUGAGAGAUCUGACUCAAGUUUAAGCCUUAACGAAUCUGCAAAUGCAACAAAUACACAUAUCAAAUCCUCAAAUUUAGUAGGACCAAAAAGUAUAAGACAGCAAAAUGAAAACUUAAAAGAUAGAUCGGGUAAAAAUGUGAAAUCUAAGUUAGUUAAUACAAAAUCUGUAAAGGAAGCUUCUACUAAUUUAAAUAAAUCUAAUAUAAGGUCAACUAGUAAUGAUAAAUCAAAAAGUAGUCCAAAAUUACCAGCACGGGAUAAGGAGUCUAAAUUAGCAGCACCGAAGUCUGUAAGUAAUACACGGUUGAACCAAAUAGACGAUCACCCAAGAAAUUCGAAGACUAAAGUAGAAUCAAAAAUGGCAAAACUUUCUGGAAGUCAACUGAAACUGAGUGAUCAGCGCAUAGAACAUAAUUUAGAUAGUAAAACUUAUGAAAACACAAAGCAUUUACCUAAUCCAACACAGUCACCGUCACCAACAAAUGGGCAACCAUUACAAAAUCAAACUGGAAUCCCUAAACCAACAGCCGCAGUUAAAGGUACCACAAAAAUUUCAAAAGACGAAAGACACGGUAUAAGUAAGAGUACAAAUAGUCAAUUAAGUCCAAUACAAAGCAACUCUAGUUUAAAUUCAACUAAUAAUGUAAGUGCUCAUCCGUUCUCUAGAGAACAGUCUAAUUUAAGCAAAGAAGUAUCUCAAAAACAAACAUUGGCAGUGUCUCCAAUGCCUGUGCUUAACUCUGGAAGUCAAAAUCCUACUUCACAGAUGUCAGAAAGUUCGCAUUCAAAUUCCACUCAUAGCACAACUGGACAGCAGUCAAAUUCUAGCGACGGUAGCGUAAUAUAUCGUCCGUCGAGCGAAUCGGGGUCUGAAAUAUCAAAAAGUAGUAAUUUGGCUCCUAACAAAAGAUUGGAUAUGAAUGCGACAUACAUUAAUAAUGUUAUAAAUGAAGCUGAAAUUUCAGAGAAGGAGGCAGCUCAAAAGAGAGUUUUUGAGAAAUCAGGACCUAAACCUACAUUUGAGCUAAAUAGGACAUUAACAGAAUAUGAUAAGAAUGACAGUCGCUCUAGCACACCCUCGCAUUGUCGUGAUAACUCACUCGGCGAAGACGAAAAUCCAUUAAUGAACGUCUUACCCAUGAGACCGUUACUUCGAGGUUAUAACAGUCAUUUGACUUUACCAAUGAGAACGAACGGCUUAGCGCAAAAAAACAUUCCGGGGUAUCCACAUCAUGCAAACACCGUUAAAGCUAAUUUUGGUCGAGAGAACAUGAAUUUGCGUGAGCGCAUGAAUUACGGCCCUGGGUUUUCUAAUCCUGACUACUGUGAUCUUGAAAUUGCCUCCGGAUACAUGUCCGACGGAGACUGCCUUAGAAGAAUAAACGUAAGCGACAUGGAUAGUGCAAGAAAUAAUGACAUAAUGGACGGAUACAUGUCAGAAGGUGGAGCUUCGAUAUACGGACGACGGAUGAAUUAUCAGCAACCGUCUCAUUUUCAGCAACUCGAAGAAAGACGUGGUGGAGUUCGUAGAGGUAUGGAAGGCGGUAGCGGCGUCGUUUACCGAGUGGUAGGCAGAACGCGCAGCAAGGCAGACUGCGGACAGCAGACGGAGAGACAACCUCCGGCGCCCAGACAGGACACCACAUGGAAGAAAUACACAGAUUCACCCGGUGUCGGAGCACCUCCACUGAAUCAACCAGCUCCCGCUCCUCCUAGUCCUUCACACGGGCGAAAGGGCGAGCGUCGUACCGGUCACCAUUCACCUCAGCAUCAUAAAAGGGAAAAGCUCACAGCUGCACAACAGCUCGGCAUCGCUCCACAUCCACAGUACCCAGCGUCGAACUCAUCAAAUCAACACGCUCCGCGAGGUGGAAGCUCGCAGCUACAAUCGCCCAGCGGGCCGUCGUCGCGUCCGUCUAGUGUCUCCAGUGGUGGCAAUGGAAGCAGCUGUUCGUCUAGUAAAGCUAAAGUACCACAGAACUUUGGUUACGUGAAGAGACAAAACGGAUCUCAGCCACCACCGCCACCGGCCAAUGGACCGCCACAACAUGGUCAUGUUGGAAGAACUGCCCAAGUUUCUGCAGUACCACGAACGAAAGUCAAAGUAUCGGGCGGUACUCAAACAUGUACUCAGGACCUUCAAAUUCACAAAAAUGGUAUCGGACCAAAAUCAUAUUCCCUGGGCGGAACUGCGGCUGCGCAACUAUCCGCGUCCGUCCGUGAAAGACUUCUUGGAUCACAAUCGUUACCCAAACCUGGGACACACGAGUUCGCUGCCCUAUUUCAUCAUCACAGGGCAACACCUAGAGGCGGGAUGAAGAUCAGCGAUGGAAGUCUUUCAGACACACAAACGUAUUCCGAAGUCAAAUCGGAUUACGGAAUACCCUACGCUCCGUGGCUGAGACACAGCAACACUUACUCCGCGAGCGGGCGCCUGUCCGAGGGCGAGUCGCUGGAGUCGCUCACGUCCCUGCAGUCGGCGCACGCGCACAACCACACCUCCUCCCCUAACUCACACCACCGCAGCUCACUCACACACAAUAAGCUCAUCAUGCAUCGCGACGCGCAGAGCUCCCGACUCAACAGGAGCAACAGUAUUAGGUCAACGAAAUCAGAGAAGCUGUACCCGUCAAUGCUGCAAAGGUCAUCAGAGAGUGAUUACGAACCGUACUAUUGUUUGCCAGUGCAGUAUGGACCAGGAGGACAAGGUCUAAACUACGGGGUCUCCGAACCGCCUUCACCAUCUCCGCGGUCAGCUUUGAGCCCGACCCAUCAGCCCGGCAACGUGAUGCACACCCCUCGACACUCGCACCACUAUCCUAAGAAAAAUGACGAAGUGCAUGGUUCGACGGCCUCUCUGGUGUCGACAGCGUCAUCCCUCGCCGCAGGCGCCGGGUCAGAUGAGAGACAAGCGCAUGAGGUUCGAAAGUUGAGACGAGAGUUGGCGGACGCUAAGGAAAAGGUACACACACUGACGACCCAGCUGACAACUAACGCACAUGUUGUAUCAGCCUUCGAGCAAAGUCUUUCAAAUAUGACACAGCGCUUGCAGCAGCUCACAGCAACAGCAGAACGAAAAGAUUCAGAGUUGACUGAAUUGCGCCAAACUAUUGAACUGCUUCGGAAGCAGUCGAUUCAAGCUGGUCUGACCACUGCACAUAUGCAGUCCAUGGGCAUACGAGCUGAUGGCGUCAAUGUCACAGGACCGGAUCCAAACACGACACACACUCAACAAUCUUCGCCUCAGCGGUUAGCUCAAGGCAAUGGUGCCAUCACGCGCCACCUCUCCACCGAUAGCGUAUCUAGUAUAAACAGCCUCAGCAGUGGGUCGUCAGCACCUCAUGAUAAAAAACAUAAGAAAAAGGGAUGGUUGCGCUCAUCGUUUACAAAAGCGUUCUCAAGAAAUGCCAAGAUAUCUAAAACGGCGAAGCACUCUUCCCUCGGGCAAUUGUCUUCACAAGACAGCUCGUCGGGCUCUCAUCACUACGACGAUCCGCACACGAUCCGCGAAGGAAGCAACGAGAAUAGUCUAGAACAUUCCCACGAAACUCUUGACAAUGCUAAAGACAAAACGACGUGCCCUCCAGCGAAUACUGAAGAACAGACCAAAGAAAAACCAGAUCAGUCGGGCUUAGUCGACGAAUUGAAGAGACAAUUACGAGAAAAAGAUUUGGUGCUAACAGAUAUAAGGCUUGAGGCGCUCAGUUCCGCUCAUCAACUCGAAAGUCUUAAAGACACUGUCAUAAAGAUGAGGAACGAGAUGUUGAACCUGAAACAAAACAACGAGAGAUUGCAACGUCUAGUUACAUCUAGGUCAUUGGCUGGUAGCCAAAGCUCUUUGGGUACGGGAGGAUCUGCGGUAGAGGAUCCCAGGAGAUUCAGUCUUGCAGACCAAGCUACCAUGCAUCAGGCUGCCAUUGAUAUUCAUUCUCAGCCUUUAGAUCUAGACUUUAAUUGUAUGUCGUCGACUCCAUCUCGAGACCUUUCAAAGAAAGGAUCUCCAAAAUCUAGUAUGGUCGAGCCAAUAUACGGUAACAAGGCUGUUUGUGAAUUAAAUGAAAAUAGUGAAGCCUUAUUGGGAGCUUUAAAUGGUGCAAGUGACAUAUUUACGAAUGGGCUUAGUGCCGGGGACAGGAUGAGCGGUGAUUACGAUAUCAAUACAGUGCUACCUCCCCCUAAAAGCCGUGAGUUAGCGAUAGGAGAAAGCUAUUCAGAUAUCGGUGUCGCUGACAGUCAGGGCGAUACGACGGACGGAAAGAAAAUAGCGAUCGCUGUAUAUUUAGGGCAACCGGAAACAUUCCAAAGAUAUUUCGAAGAAGUCCAAGACACAUUAACUGAAUCGGAGUGCAGAUUUUAUGCAAAGCAAACUGCUAGUGCAUUUAACAAUCACUUCGAUAAACAACCCAGUUUCGAUUCACCGAGGAUGUCUCAGAACCACAGCCCCGAAAUUGAAACUCAAGAUUAUCCGCAAUCUAUAAAUAAAUCGAACACGAAUAGCCUUAAAAGUAAUAAGUCAACGCACAGUAAUUCAUAUAAGAACGUGUACAAUAGUGAUUCGACAAUAAACUGCAAUGAGUUUACUAUUGCGUACACGUACAUAUCUGGCAAGACGACUUGGCAGAAUUUAGACUAUAUAGUUAGGAAAACAUUCAAGGACUACCUAUCCAGGAUAGAUCCUGGAACGAAUCUUGGUCUGAACACUGAUUCCAUAACGUCCUAUCACUUGGGAGAAGCAACACGUGGACCUGAAAUCUGUUUUCCUGAAUUAUUACCGUGCGGUUAUAUAAUCGGCACCGUCAAUACUUUGUAUAUUUGUUUGCAAGGAGUCGGAAGCUUAGCUUUUGAUAGUCUCAUACCAAAAAAUAUUGUAUAUAGGUAUGUUUCACUAUUGUCUGAACACCGGAGGGUAAUACUUUGCGGACCAAGCGGCACGGGAAAAUCAUAUUUGGCGGCUAAAUUGGCGGAAUUCUAUGUACAAAGGACGCAGCGAAGAGGAAAUCCAGUUGAAGCCGUAGCAACAUUCAACGUGGACCGUAAAUCAUGUAACGAGCUGCGCGCCUACCUCGCCAACAUCGCGGAGCAGUGCGGCGGCGCGGCGGGCGAGGAGCUGCUGCCCGCCGUCGUGGUGCUCGACAACCUGCAGCACGCCUCCGCGCUGGGCGACGCCUUCGCCGGCCUACUGCCGCCCGACAACAGGAACAUGCCUGUCAUCAUCGGUACCAUGUCCCAAGCAACAUGCAAUACGACAAAUCUCCAACUACAUCAUAACUUCAGGUGGCUGCUCACUGCCAAUCAUAUGGAACCAGUAAAGGGAUUCUUGGCGCGAUAUCUUCGCCGAAAACUAUUUUCCUUGGAAUUGAGGCUAGGACGACGUGAACCAGCAUUAGCAGCAGUUCUGGAAUGGUUACCAGGAGUAUGGUCAACUCUCAAUGCCUUUUUGGAAGCUCACUCUUCAAGCGACGUUACAGUCGGUCCUCGUCUAUUCCUCGCUUGUCCUAUGGACUUGGAUGCUAGUCAGGCGUGGUUCGCGGAUGUGUGGAACUACAGCAUCGUGCCGUACGCGUCGGAGGCCGUGCGCGAGGGCGUGGCGCUGUACGGGCGGCGCCGACACGCCGCCGUCGACCCGCUGCAGCACGUCAAGUCCUCCUACCCCUGGAGAGAACCCAACCACUCGCAUACCUUAAGACCUAUAUCAGUCGAGGAUGCUGGUAUUGACGACGCUAAUCAGGAUGCGAACACGAACAACAAUCAAGAUCCCUUGUUAAAUAUGCUAAUGCGACUUCAAGAAGCUGCAAAUUACAGCGGAAACCAAAGCCAGGACUCCGACAACGCUAGCAUGGACUCGAAUCUCACUCACGACAGCUCUAUGGGCAAUGAGCUCUAGAAUGACACAUUCACUUGAACUCUAAUCUAUAUAAUUUCCUCUGUGACAACUGGUAUGCCAAAGUUUGACACAAGUUUGAGCUUCACGUGUGGAUCCAGUAUUAAAUAAAAUAUUUGUGACGCGUAUACAAUAUUAUAAUUUGUUCCUUUGAUUUUCAUAGAUAUAUUUAAUAAAUAAUGCUUCAUAGUAUAUUGUAUCAAAAUGAUCACUUGUGAAUGAGUCUAUAAAUAGAAAUGUUUGAUUGUAAUUACCUAACUGCAUUUACUAUUACUUGUCACACGUUAACUAUACUAUACAAAGCCAAAUAUUUGCCAUAUGUACAUUACUUAUAUUUAUUUAUCAAAUUUAAUGGCUUUUAGUAACUUGUUUUAGGUGCUUUAAUACUCUUGUAAAUUGACGUACGAAUAAUUCUUAUUCUUUUUCUAUUGUUAGGAAAGGAUUUGCUCUGCAUAUUUGUGAAUAUUGGCAAAUAUCGUAAGCAAGAGUAGCAGCCUUUUCUAUGUAAUAUUUCAAUGUUUAAUAUGAAAUUUUUAACAAUUGUGUUAAAAACUUUAAUACGAUGAUAAUAUAACUUUCGAGAAAACUAUUAGUGCCUGGAGCGAGGUAUUCCAUUUUUGUGAAAUAUUCGAACAGUGUAGGACUGUUAAUGUUUAUAUUAUAUUAAAGCAAUGUGGCUUUUACUAUUGUUAUAUUUUUCAAAGUUAGGAUAUGAACACAUUUGUAUUACUAUGAUAUUGUAUGUAAUAUAUUAUUAUGAAAGUGUAAUUUUUAUACCAUUUUCAUAUUAAAACUCAUGUACCUAAUAAAAUAAUAAACUGUAAAUACAAAAAUGUUUAAUAUAAUUUUUUUUUUCUCAAUGUGACUACACUAACCGCCAUUAUGCUAUAAUUAUACAGCAUUAAUUUUGUAUAGAAAAUGUGUAACGAAGUGUUACAGUGUUCAGUAUGGAUUAAAUUGUGUGCAUAACUGAAACGUGAUAUCUACAAUCUAUGCUUUACAGACAUUGUGAAAAUAAACAUUGAUUACAUU